Rotaria sp. Silwood1 is the source of this 1635-nucleotide messenger RNA. NCBI's taxonomy places the organism in Eukaryota, Metazoa, Rotifera, Eurotatoria, Philodinida, Philodinidae. The record is from the annotation of a GenBank genome assembly.
AUGGACAAAAAGCAACAUUCAAAAUCAACUGCUAGUGAAUCAUCUUCUCCUUCCACAAUAAAUAAAUCAAAAGAAUCGUCAUCAACAACAGCAGCAGCAUCAUUACCAACAACAACGACAAGCAGAAAUGCAGUACUACCUCAAACUGCUCGUCGGAUUCUUCAAAAUUUCCUUUUGGUAUGGCUCGAUGCCAAUUUGCAAGAAUCAGAUAACGAUUUUAAGAAUUCAUUGCAACAUCUUCGAAAAAUUGUGGCAUCUAUCACAACGUUUACGGAUGCCCAACAAUGCGUUAAUUUCCUAAGUGAAAUCAAAAAAGAAAAGGUAUUUAUGAUCGUAUCAGGUUCUUUGGGUCGUCAAAUAGUACCAGAAAUCGAAGCAUUGCCACAACUGGAAGCAAUUUAUGUGUUUUGUGGUAACCAAUCGGUUCAUGACCAAUGGGCUAAAAAAAUAAGCAAGGUUAAGGGUGUAUAUACUAAAAUAGAACCAAUUUGUCAAGGACUUGAAAUCGAUCGACAACGAUGUGAUCAAGCUAUGAUCCCGGUCAGCUUUAAUGGUCGUGAUGCAUUAUUUAUGUAUACACAACUUUUAAAAGAAGCGCUUUUGGAAAUUGAAGAUGACGAUGUCAAAUCGAUUAAAGAUCUCGUCGAAUACUGUCGUCUGCAAGAUGAUAUUGAUGAAGAUGAAAUAAAAAAAGUGCAGCGAGAAUACCGAAACCAGACACCAAUUUGGUGGUAUACGGCUCCUUAUUUCAUGUACUCAAUGCUCAAUCGUGGGCUCCGAGAAAUGGAUGUCGAUAUUAUCCUGAAGAUGGGCUUUUUCAUCCGACAUCUACAUCAGGAUAUUACCGAACUACAUCGCGAACAACAAGGAAACAUGCCAACAAAUUUUCAAGUCUUCCGUGGACAAGGUUUGUCCAUGGAAGAUUUUGAAAAAAUGAAAAAAACCAAAGGGGGACUUAUGUCCUUCAACAAUUUCCUGUCAACAAGUCGCAACCGUGAGAUAUCUUUCAAAACCUUUGCACGACCAGCAGCAUUAAAUACAAAUUCAGUUGGUAUUCUCUUCGUUAUGAACAUUGACACGGGUAUUUGCACAAAAUCAUCAACACCAUUUGCUGAAGUAAGUAAAGUUGGUUACUACAAAGAUAAAGAGGAAGAAAUACUCUUUUCAACACAUGCGAUUUUUCGUAUCGAUCGCAUUGAACGAAUUCCCGAUAAUCACUGUGAUCGGCUAUACGAAGUCACUCUCACUAUUGUGGGUAAUGACAAUCAUGAGUUGAACACACUUACAGCACAUCUGCGAGAAAAGUCCACUUGGGCAACAGGAUGGGCUCGAUUUGGUUACAUACUUAUUAAACUUGGUGAGCCUGCAAAAGCAGAACAACUCUAUCAGAUGCUCAUUGAAAAGGCGCCUUCUGAUAAAGAUAGAGCUGAUUACAAUCAUCAACUUGGCUGGGUGUAUUAUAAUAUGGGACAGUAUUCAAAAGCACUUUUAUAUUAUGAAAAAUCACUGGAUAUUUACAAGAAAAUUCUCUCUCCAAAUGGUCUCAUUAGAUCAUUUAUGAAAAAACAACAAUUGUGGAUAUGUACAACAGAUCAUCUUGUGCUUGUCGUCUUUAUUGAUGCACAUCAAAUAUAA